This is a messenger RNA of Exophiala bonariae, 513 nucleotides long. RefSeq lists its product as uncharacterized. The record is from RefSeq and is a predicted model, not a curated record. NCBI's taxonomy places the organism in Eukaryota, Fungi, Ascomycota, Eurotiomycetes, Chaetothyriales, Herpotrichiellaceae. The coding region runs from base 1 to 513 and encodes 170 amino acids. The transcript is spliced from 2 exons.
AUGCCUUACCAAUGGACAGCUGAGAGGGAGCGCCAAAUGCUCCUACUAGCUAUAUCUCGUGCCAAUCUCAGACCAUCUGCCGAUACAUGGACUGCUGUUGCUGGCCUUCUUGGAGGAGGUCUUUCAGCAUCGGCUGUCAGUCAAAAGUAUUACAAGUUGCGCAACGAAUCGGACAAAAAACUGCAUGGAAGCCUGGGUAUUUCACCUCCUUCCACACCAACCAAGCGCAAGAGAGAAGGCGAGGUCAAAACACCAUCCAAGCGGCCAAAGCCUGUCGCCAAGCAGGAAGCCGAGGAUGGAGAACCGUUUUCUGAUGCAAGUAGCAGUCCAAUCUCCAACGGUGUGAAAGCAGAAGAAGAGCGCAAGGUGCAAAUCGAUACAUUUUCGACAGGCGAGACAUUCUAUGUACCAGAGGACUUCUUCAAAAAUGGGUAUGGUCAGAUCACCCCAGAGAGUAGCAUGGUCAGCAGCAGCGUGAGCAGUAGCUAUGUUGGGGGGAGCUACUUGAAUUGA